UACUGGAACGAUUAUUUAGGUGAUAAGAGUUGACUAAAGUCUUGACAGGUGGAGGGUCCAUAGUCUCUCAUUUUGCAUAUAAAUAUGAUGGGAUCAUGAGCUCCUCGUUAUCUCAGUAUCUCUCUCAAAAGCCAAAUUAACAUUUUAGAUUUCUUCAAAGUUUCGAAGAGAAGAUGUCUUGCUGUGGAGGAAACUGUAGCUGCGGAUCUGACUGCAAGUGUGAUGGCUGCAAAGGUUGCAAGAUGUACCCAGACUUGGGCUUCUCAGGGGAGACUACCACCACCCAGACUCUUGUCCUCGGCGUUGCUCCGUCGAUGAACUCUCAGUAUGAGGCUUCUGGCGAGACUUUCUUCGCCGAGAAUGAUGGAUGCAAGUGCGGAUCUGACUGCAAGUGCGACAACCCUUGCACUUGUAAAUGAACAACCCCAAUAAACCCAAACUCUUGUUAUGUUUGCUAAUAUGUAAUAAUGACUUAUUUCGCCGGUUGUUUGGCUGGCUAUGUGAGUCCUGUUGUUUUUCGUCUUCUUCUGUGUGUGUUUAAGGUUUGGUCAUAAGAUAUUAUCUCUGCAUGUUGUAUCUGUGUGACUAUAUAUGAUUCGAAAGUGUUAUGGGGUUUGUGAUUGAAGUUUCAGUCAUAUCUUUUUAAGGUUGCUUCA
Messenger RNA from Brassica oleracea var. oleracea, 656 nucleotides. RefSeq names its product metallothionein-like protein type 2, MT2-4/MT2-25. The coding region runs from base 174 to 419 and encodes 81 amino acids. Gene Ontology annotation, molecular function: metal ion binding. Lineage: Eukaryota; Viridiplantae; Streptophyta; Magnoliopsida; Brassicales; Brassicaceae. The record is from RefSeq and is a predicted model, not a curated record. The transcript is spliced from 2 exons.